GAAUAGGUUGAGCUUGAACUGCUACGCAGGCAAGCCUAUCGUUUUUGUAAGUGGCAAACAAAAUAUCUGGGGAAAAAUCAAACUCCUUACUUCCCUCUCUCGCUUGUCCCCCAAAUCCCCAUUCCCCGCGCUUUCUCUCCUAUCGCCGGCGUUGAAAACCUUUCUCUCUCCUCCCAUCGCCGGCGUCGGAAACCUAGAACAAUCGUCACUGCCAUUCUCUCUCUUCUAAUCCACCGCCGCGUCAUUUCAUCCGCUGCAGAGUUGCAAAGCCCGAAUUAAUGGAGAGACGAGCGAUUGCCAGAAACGAACUUCUCGAUCAAUGGAGAGCUAUUGAACAAGAACAAGAGCAAGAAGAAGAUGAUCACAAUCAUUGUGAUGAUUCUUCACGGCUUAAUCGAAUUCAACAAGCUAAAGAGACUUGGUUUACAGAUGCAUACAAUUUCUUGAUUCUUCUUUCCGGAGAGAGUCAUCCUUGGUGUGGGUUUUGGGAUAUAAUGAGUCCUUUCCUAGAGACAUUUUUUAAUUACUACAAGGUUGAGAGCGAUGAUUCACUUCUUAAAAUUUUAUGGAAAAAAAUAUCUCGAGAUAUGAGGAAGUGUACGGAGUGCAUUUCUCGGCACCACCAGGCCCAAGAGAUGUACAAAGCUGAAUAUGAGUCAAGUUUUAUUUCCCCCCUACUUAAUACAUUACAGUCCCUUGAUGAAGAAAGAGUCUCUGAACACCUAAAAGAAGCUAACUCAAGACUUGCAAAUGGAGGGUAUCAUAAUCUUGACAAUGCUGAGAUCGUUAGUCUAAUGUUUGAGGUCUUAACCUUUCCUACAUUGUUGGAUAAUGACUUCAUUGUCAACGAAUUCCAAAAAUUGAUUGAGGCAGUUGAUGAUGCUCAUGAAUUAGCACUAGCUAAGCAACAACACUUUCCGGGUGUCUACGCGUUGCUUUUUUUCAAAAGCAGAAAAUCACGAUCUAUUGGCCAUCGGUUAGCUGGUAAUUUGGGAAAGCUGAGGUCUGCGGCAGAGUUGGAACCUCUUCAGCCUUUCCUUAAGAGAUGCAUUGGCUUUCUGACUGGUGAUGUGAUGCAACCAACUUCUGAAAAUUCAAGGCCAAGAGUGCAGAUAGAUCAUAUUACUGUAUGGUUGGGACUCAAAGCAUUGCUUUCCUUUUUGGAACCUCCUGCACUAGAAGACGGAAUAUUGGAACCACAUCCUGUAUUUCUCAAUUUUGUGCUGGAUCACAUCAGUGAUGAUUCUCCUGAGUUUUCUCAUGCAGUCAAUUGCAUGAGGUUGCUCUUUGAGAUUUUGGGCUGUAAGCUUUGGUUGAGAACUUCAUUACCUCCAAGUGUUAUGCGCGACUCACUACUUAGCCAAUGUUUUCAUACUCGAAAUGAGAAAACUCAUAAAGAAAUAUUUGAUCUUUUCCAACCAUUUCUGCAGUCUCUGGAAGCUUUGCACGAUGGAGAAUUCGAAAAGCAACGCAGACAUUUUUUAUAUUUUCUCUUGCAUCAAGUAACAAGGAGUAGUAACUUUAGCAUGCUGAUGAGGAAAAAGGCUUGCCAGAUUGCUUUUCUUAUUAUCCUUCGUGGUUACAAAAUGAAUCCGCCUAGCCCACCCUCUGAGUGUGCGCACAUGUGGGGCCCUCCUCUCGUGUCUUCUUUGAAAGAUUCGACACUCCAUACUUCUCUGCGGCAACCUGCCAUUGAUCUUAUUCAAACGAUUAUUGUAUCCGAUGGUACUGCAUUGCUGUCUUCCUUAAUGCACUGCGAAACUCCAUCAGAUUGUAGCAAUUUUUUUGAACUGAGUGAAGAAAGUGAUGAUGUCACUUCAUGCGCUGUACCGGAUGACAAGAAACAUGUUUGUUGCUGGAAUGAAUUUACUUUUCAGAGCAAUAUUGUCUGUCAGGAAUACACUGAAUGGAUGUGUGUUCCUAUGUUGUGGUUUGAUGUUUUGGCUGACAUUGAACCUUCUAUUCUACCAAUAUCAAUUGCCAAAGCUGUCCUGUGGGCUUUAUCUCGUUUUUCCAUGGUGGAGCCUGAAAAUAGCUCUGAGCUAUCACUUCCUGUUAAAACUUGGCUUUCAUCAGGGGCUGUUGAAGUUGCAGCUUUUUUGGGCUGGAAAUCCCCUACUGGCUCUGAUGAUAGUGGAGAUGGGAAGACAUCAAAAAAUUCAGUAAGAGUGUCAACUAUGUGUAUCCCUUUGAUAAGAACCUUUCGGAGGUUAGCUGCACAAUUCAUAAUUCAAUUGGAGCAAAGAGAGCUACGAAAGCAGUGGACUUGGGAGCCACAGAUGGGUGAAAGCCUGAUUCUUUUGCUUUCAGACCCUAAUGAUAAUGUCAGGCAAGUUGGAAGGCGUAUUUUGGAGUAUGUCUCAAAUACGCGGGGCCUAGCUUCUGGUUUACAGUUCCUCUGUAGUUCAGGAUCUUCAUUGACUGCACUUUUUCAAGGCUUGAAGCAUGCUUUGAAGCUGGUACAGUUGGAUUCCGUUCUUGUCAAUUUCCAGAGUCUUCAUCACUUCUUUUUUCUCCUGUGCAAAAUUUUUAAAGAAGGAUUUUCAACUCCUGCUCAUCCAGUGGGAACUUCAUCGGAUGAGAUGAGUCUUAAGUUUGCAUCCCAAGGUGGGUUCUUGCAGCAGACAACCCUGAACUGUUUGCAAGUGAAUGACAGAAAACAGUUCUUCAAGAUUGAGAAGAAACUUUGGGAGAGUUUCAGCUCUGAGCUUGCUGAAGUUGCAUGGGCUCCUGUGAAGAAAUGUUUGCAUAAAGGAAUGACUUUCAUGGAUUUCAGAAUUUCACAGAUGUCUUGUGUCCGUUUGCUUGAAAUCCUGCCCAUUUUGUUUGGCGAAUUUAUACAAUCAUCUGAUGGGUCUCUUUGGAAAUAUUCGAGGAAGAUGAAUGGCUUUUCCGACUUUAGCUGGCUCCAUGAUCUUGUAGAUUGGGGAAAGUCUGCACUGGAAGUGGUGGUUCGAUACUGGAAGCAGUCAGUGAGUUCUUUGCUUGCUUUGCUGAAGGGUUCAUGCAAUGAAAGAUCUGGGGCGAUUGUCACAUCUAUUGAAAAGUUAAUUGCAUCAGAUGCGGUUCCAAUGGCUUCGUUGCGGGAGCAAGUAUCACUUCUUUCUGCUUCAUUGUCAGAUAGAGUUUCAUAUAUUGAUAAAUCUAAUCGGAAGUCAAAACCACCAUCAGAUGGAUUGGAAGCUGGGAAGAAGAGCUCGCCUAUCGAUAUUGAGUCCUCUGUGCAAAUUUUGGACACUGUGGACAAUAGAAGCAAGGGAAAUUACGACCCUGUAAUUCUUUUGUCAGAUGAAGAGACAGAAGAUGUUGAAUCUCCUGUUUCAGUUCGUGAUUUUAUAGAACCAAGUAAGGAAGAUGUUUUGGCUCCUUCUGCCGAUAAGCCUGUUUUGCAAUCCAACAUUCGAAAGAAGACUUCUGAAUCUAGCACUACACAGAAUUUGUCAGAUGCUUUUGGGAAAAGAGUUUCCAUAAAAGAUGCUGCUCUUGCUUCAAUGUCUCAGAAAUCUGUUGUGACAAAACAUGCCUUGACACCAACAUCUCUAACCAAAAUAAAUGACAAGGAGAUUAGAGAAAAGGACAUUUUAAAGAGUAUUGCAAAUGAACCCAUCUUAUCUCUUGACAAAGCAACUGCUAGAGCAUCCCCUGCUGAAGCAGCCAAAAACAAACACUUGGUUAAUGCCCAGAAAAAGAUAGUUUCUGGUUCAAAUGACUCAAUUUUAAAGAAAAUCGUGCGUGAUACUGAAGAUCCAUUAGAAUUUGCAUUGAAGUCUGCUGGACGUAAUCAUUCAUCUCUGAAAACACAGAGUUCCUCGUUUCCUAAACGGAAACUCAUUCAACUUGCAGAUCCUGUUGAUAGCAGAUCUGUAUACUUACGGAAGCUGGAGGCAGCAGCCAGACGAUCGAAGCCUCCAAUGAUGGAUGGAUGGUUUAGGGAAAUACUGGAGAUGGACUAUUUUGCUGCCGUCGGAAUAGCUACUGAUCAAGAAGAGAAGAUUAAGACCCCUCUUGGUUUAAAGGAGAUUCCAGUAAGUUUUGAGUCACCUAAGCAGUAUCUGGACAUUUUCCAGCCCUUGGUCUUGGAAGAGUUUAAAGCCCAAUUACGUAGUUCUUUCCAAGAUGUGUCUUUAUUAGAGGAGAUGUCUUGUGGCAGUUUGUCUGUGGUUUCAGUUGAACGAGUUGAUGACUUCCAUCUUGUUCGAUGUGUCCAUGACGAGCAUGGUUCUUCAGUAUCUAGCAGUUGUCUUGAGAAUGACUUAGUUUUACUCACUAAACAACCCAUAAAGAAUUCUCCUCAUAACGUUCACUUGGUAGGAAAGGUGGAGAGACGUGAGAAAGACAACAAAAGAAGGCUAAACAUGCUUCUGAUAAGAUUUUAUCUUGUAAGUGGAUGUUCACGUUUGAAUCGGGCUAGAAAACAGCUUCUUGAGAGAAGCAAAUGGUAUUUGAGUCGUAUUAUGAGCAUUACACCUCAACUUCGAGAAUUUCAAGCACUUUCUUCAAUUGAGGUCAUCCCUGCUGUACCAGUUAUAUUGAAUCCUGCUGACCAUUCACAUGCUUCUAGUCAGAAUAGAAAGGUAGAUUUGAGCAAGCUGUCACGACCAAUGCAGCAAGUGCUUAAGUCAACCUUCAAUGGGAGUCAGAUUCAAGCAAUCAGUGCAGUUGUAGAAACCCCUGAUUCUAGAAAUGAUUUCGAUUUGUCUCUUGUUCAGGGUCCUCCAGGUACUGGGAAGACACGCACUAUUGUGGCUCUUAUCAGUGCGUUGCUUGCAGUAUCAUUACGGCCAAAUACCACGGAAAAACAAUUGAGUAGCAGUUUGAAACUCCAUUCUACUCCAUUCACCAAUUUCAGGAAAAGUAUAAGCGAGUCUGCUGCUGUUGCGAGGGCAUGGCAGGAUGCUGCCUUGGCUAGGCAGCUGAAUGAUAAUGCUGGGAAGGAUAUGAAAAUGCCAAGGACCUCUAUGAGAAAGAGGGUGCUUGUUUGUGCUCAAUCAAAUGCUGCAGUUGAUGAAUUAGUCUCAAGGUUAGCUGGUGAAGGUCUAUAUGGUAUUGAUGGAAACAUGUACAAACCAUACCUUGUACGUGUUGGCAAUGCAAAAACAAUACAUCCAAAUUCAUUACCUUUUUUCAUUGACACACUAGUAGAACAUCGUCUCGCUGAAGAAAAGAUGGCUGUGGGAGAUGGAAAAGAUGACUCGACUGUAGAAUCUUCGACAACACUACGUGAUAGUCUAGAAAAGACAGUAGACCGAAUUAAAUUUUACGAAUCUAAACGUGCUAAUUUGAAAGAUGAAGGUGCAGAUAAAAAUGGUGCUCCCGAUAAUGAACAUCUUGAAUUUGAUAAUGGAAAGAAAUUAUCUAAUUCAGAGCUGGAGGUUAGAUUGAGAAGCCUUUAUCAUCAGAAAAAGGAGAUCUAUAUGAGGCUUGCAGCAAUACAAGCACGGGAAAAGAAGACUAGUGAAGAAAUUAGAGUGUUAAGGAAUAAACUGAGGAGGUCAAUAUUAAGGGAAGCUGAAAUAGUGGUUACAACCUUGAGUGGCUGCGGUGGAGAUCUAUAUUCGGCAUGCUUUGAGCCCAUGUCUAAUAGUAAAAUUGCAAGCCUGUCUGAGCAUAACUUGUUUGAUGCUGUUGUCAUUGAUGAAGCUGCUCAGGCUUUGGAACCAGCCACUCUUAUACCUCUUCAACUUUUAAAAUCAAGUGGCACAAAAUGCAUCAUGGUUGGUGAUCCAAAGCAACUUCCUGCAACAGUCCUUUCUAAGGUUGCCAGCAGAUAUUUGUACGAAUGCAGCAUGUUUGAGCGCCUACAGAGAGCUGGUUAUCCAGUCAUCAUGCUCACUGAACAAUAUCGGAUGCAUCCCGAGAUAAGUUGUUUUCCAUCCUUGCAUUUUUAUGAGGGCAAGUUGCUGAACGGUGUUCAGUCAUCAAGUAAAUCAGCACCUUUUCAUAAGACUCCAGGUCUUGGACCUUAUGUCUUCUAUGAUGUCAGUGAUGGUCAGGAGUUAUAUGGCAAAAAUGCUGGGUCCUCAUCCCUCUAUAAUGAGGGUGAGGCAGAUGCUGCUAUUGAAAUAGUGAAAUUUCUUCAGGAAAGGUAUUCUUCUGAGUUUGUUGGUGAAAGAAUUGGAAUUAUUACGCCAUACAAGAGCCAACUUUCCCUCUUACGCUCAAGAUUUUCCCGUGCAUUUGGAUCAUCUAUUUCUUCAGAAAUGGAGUUUAAUACUGUAGACGGCUUCCAAGGUCGGGAGGUUGACAUACUAAUUCUUUCAACAGUUAGAUGUUCAGAUACAUAUUCUAAAGCACCCAAAAUGAACUCUAGCAGUAUUGGGUUUGUUGCUGAUAUAAGGCGAAUGAAUGUUGCUCUCACAAGGGCAAGGCUUUCUCUGUGGAUUUUGGGCAAUGGGAGGACAUUGCAGAAAAAUAGUGAUUGGGCUGCUCUUCUGAAGGAUGCCAGGGAGCGGAAUUUGGUUAUUUCUGUGAGAAGGCCUUACAAGUCCAUAUGUGAGAACAUAUUGGGUAAAAACCCCGACACUAAAUAUUCUGAUGAUUAUCGUGGGACGCUGAGUGAAGAAAAAAAGAAAAGUCAUCAUGUGAUGCCAAUAGAAAGUAAUCGUGAGGGGUGUAGAUGGAAGAGUAAGAACAAGGAAAUGAAGCAUGGACGUGAACACAAUAAACCUUCUACAAGUGAAGGCUUGGAAACUACCAAAAGCAAAGUUGAGACUACUGAGAAAUGUAAGAAGAAGGCUGAGCAGCAGAGAAUUUCAGAAGAUAAUCAUAAGAGAAUGAAAAAAAGUAAAAGUAGGAGUGUCGACCUACCUGAACAAGAAAAAGGUGGUCUUGUGAAAAUCUCAAAUCCACCAGGGUCAAGUGAGGAUGCUCAUAGGAGUGGGAAAACAGUUAAAAAAACUAGUGAUGUACACCAGCUUGAGCGUGAAAAUAGUGGCCUUAAGAACAUAUCUGAUACAGUGGAGUCAAAAGGAGUUGAAAAACCUGCACUGAAUAAAAACCAGGAAGAUAAAGCUGGUCUAAGGUCACAUGUUAGCUGCAAGGUACGAAGUAAAGACAUGGAUGCUGGCGGGAAGCUUUCUGCUGAGAUUGAGAAACCAAAGGACAUGAUUUCCAAAAGAAAGCAACAGCGAGAAGCCGUGGACGCCCUUCUUUCUUCAUCCCUUUUACCUUCUAAGAAAUCCGAAACUUCAGCCAGAGCCAAGGCCCACAAAAGGCCUCAUUCUCCAUCAUCUACAGGUGGCGUUUCUAAACCCACCAAGCAACAAAGAGGCCUACAAGCUGAACAAGGGAAGAAAAAGGACAGGAAUGUGUAAUCUCUUAGAUCCAGUAAAAGGAAAUGAUUUUGUGUUCAAUUUCAUAAUCAUUCUAUGGAGGAAGAUUGCCAUUGGUAUGACUGUAUAAGGUAUGGGACUAUGGGAGUCAUUUGCUGUGUAAGGGGGCUGUCUAAAUAUCUAUCACUUGACAGAACACUGUGCUGCUGCUGCUGGAAAGUGAACAAGGUGCAAGUCUCCCAGGCUCUGCAUGUCAAAUAGCCUGAUAAACAACCUCCAUGCAGAACCAUUAUUGAAGGGAAAACCUUCUAUGCAGAUUGUAUGGCCUUCAUAUAGAAAACCAUUGUCCUUUUUGGCAUAUCAAAGCAUGAUAAAAGUUAAGGCUCUUGAACCCCAGCAGCAAAGAGUACUUUAAGUCUGGCCUUGUUCUUCUCUGGUGUACUUGUCAAGAAAGAUGUUAACAUCCUUUAUGCCAAAGAUCGGUCCAAACUGCUAAGAUGCUUACUUCUAUCUUGCUGUUAAUUAUCCCACUAUCCUAGUGAUAUAGCUGUGUUCAUAUCGAAAAUAUUGGCAUUUCAUAGUUGAACCAACAUAGCUCAACUCGUGCAUGUUACUGCUGAUCCAGUUUUGCACCCAGCAUUUCUGUUAGUAGUUAGAGAUGUACUCUGGAGCAGGAUGAAGAUCCUGUCGUCAUAUAGUGGACUUGUAAUAUUAAACUACUUCCGGUGAUUUAUCCAUCAAAAUUGCCAAGUUCUAAAAGUGGAAAAGGGAAAGUAAUGAUGCUGCAUUUAUUGCCGAAUAAUGUAUCUGUAUAUGUUUACAGUACAUGAUUCAGAAAGUUGAGCAAUCAUUCGAGUGGUACCAAGAAUUAACGAGAAAAUUUUCUAGAACGAUGCAGGGUGAUUUCUGAAUUCUGAUUGAUACAUAAAUGAUUGCAAUGCGGUUGGCGGAGCAAGUAAAGGGUUGCUUUCUGACGCUCUAACAGAAGUGAUGAUUGAGGAAAAAUGAAUUAUACCGUGUGUGUGCUUGGUUGUGAUUGAGAUGGGCCAUGGGAGGCGCACCGUGGAGGUUCUUUUUCUCUCUCUUGAAUAUUUAUUUCGGCACCAUCCGUUUUCGGUCAAGCUACUAAUCAUAGUAUUUCCAAGUUAAGUAGGUUCUUCUGGCUGGCAAUUACAUGAUUAAUUAGUGCUUUGCAUUAGCCGGACCAUUAAACAAUAGUAUGAAUUCAAUGAAUUGUACCUUUUCGGAAAAUCCAAAAGCAAAGAAAGCUUUUUAUUUUGGGUAUACAAAAGAAAAAACUGUACUUUGUUAAUACUUUGUUAAUACCAAAAAGUUGUCUGUCUUCGUUGGUCUCAACUUGAAGUUGUCGCUGAAAGUUGUAAAUUUGUGUGGGAUGAUGGGGGUAGCUACGAGGAAUCUGUCACCAACUCACCUACACUUGAGUUUUUAGAUUAGGUACUGGACCUAUCUACUAGUGUACCAUAAAGGAUACGGAGGUUUUAUGUACAAGUGGUGUCUUGAUUAGGAAUGAUGAUGUAUUUUCGUUGUAACUUUGUCCUAAACCUCUCCUAAAAUUAUUAACAGAUGAUGUACUACUACUGUAUAUACAAUAAACUUACUUAAUUA
This is a messenger RNA of Spinacia oleracea (spinach), 8897 nucleotides long. RefSeq lists its product as uncharacterized. The transcript has 27 exons. Gene Ontology annotation, molecular function: helicase activity. Bases 279 to 7313 code for a protein of 2344 amino acids. The record is from RefSeq and is a predicted model, not a curated record. Lineage: Eukaryota; Viridiplantae; Streptophyta; Magnoliopsida; Caryophyllales; Amaranthaceae.